AGAUUAUCCAAUGAUUUGAAAUAUCCCGAGUUUUCAACAGUAUUUUCGAAAGCUUCGCAUUCACAUUCCCAUCCAAAAAGUUUUGCUAUGCAGCAGUUAACUUUUAUUAGUCAAGUUAUCGUUUUCCCUCAAACAUCGUCCUGAUUGAAAUCACAUUGACUUCAAAACAACACAUCAUGGGAAAAACAUCACACUUCCUAGCCAUGUGUUUUUCUAAAACACUUUUCAUUCCUGGUCAUUUUGUCUCAAACAUGCUGAACAUUUACGUUGUGAACAAACCUGCUCGCGACGAUCUCUUUUUGCAUUGUCUUCAAGGAGCUUGUCGAGGGUGUGCGUGAUGUCUCCUGAAAUACAGAUGACAGAAUCGAUCAACUCCAAAAAUUCCAAUGAUAAGCAAUAUGUAAUGGGAAAAGAGGAAUUUUGGGAUGAUAUCAAAGAUUCGUAUUUUCAAAAGUUAGCAAACACCAACCCGAAUGAUGUUUAUCCAGAUAAUAAUCCAGGACCAGAAAACCCCGAUGGAACAGUUAACUUUGAAUGUCACUGUGUUGGACAUUUGGUGGCAAGCCCAUGUGGCUACGAGUUCAGAGAAGCAAUUUCAUGUCAGAAAACGUCAAGUGAUGAGGAAAUGGAAAAUGGGGCGUGCGGUGAACAAUUGAUGGCGUUUAUGGAGUGCGCGAUGAGGACUCAAUGUUUCAAGACCAACGACUCGAAUGAUGAGAAGUCAGCGGAAAAAUGAACACAUUGUGCCCAUGGAAACCGACUCCUAGCAACAUGUUGCUCUGAUUUGAGUAAUGCAUUUUUUUGUAUUAGGUUCUCUUUUAAUAACGUCACUUUUUUGUUUUUAUUUCUUUUGUUCUUUCGUUCUUAUGAUGUUUUUUUUUCUGAUCAUUGUGUUUUCUUUCUAUUUCUUUUUCUCCCUCAAACUAUCCGUAACACACGGGUUCAUAGUAAACGAUUUGUUCCUUUUA
Molecule: messenger RNA, 968 nt
Organism: Caenorhabditis elegans
Lineage: Eukaryota; Metazoa; Nematoda; Chromadorea; Rhabditida; Rhabditidae
Gene: F11C1.1
Product: CHCH domain-containing protein
Exons: 6
Coding region: 356-736 (126 amino acids)
Biological process (GO): protein import into mitochondrial intermembrane space
Cellular component (GO): mitochondrion
Molecular function (GO): protein-disulfide reductase activity
Source: RefSeq, marked reviewed